Messenger RNA from Xiphophorus maculatus (southern platyfish), 3095 nucleotides. Its product is annotated as semaphorin-4E-like. The record is from RefSeq and is a predicted model, not a curated record. The transcript has 15 exons. Bases 496 to 2721 code for a protein of 741 amino acids. Lineage: Eukaryota; Metazoa; Chordata; Actinopteri; Cyprinodontiformes; Poeciliidae. Gene Ontology annotation, biological process: axon guidance; negative chemotaxis; positive regulation of cell migration. Gene Ontology annotation, molecular function: semaphorin receptor binding; chemorepellent activity.
UGAUUGGACCAGAGGUCAGCGCCUUCAGUCGCCGCCUCAACAGCGCUGUGUGAACGCAGAGGCAGCAACGACAAAGCUAGAGGGGGGGGACAAACCAACUAUUUGUAUCGUAUGCUUUCUUUUAGCGCAUGAAGUGGGUACAGAGAGAUUCUUCCGCCCUCCUGAGUUCUCCUCCCGUGUGUGUUCAUAAAGACCCACCUGAGACAGAAAGGACGGGCUGCGGAAGCGUCAGAGAAGAAGCGCUUUUAUUCUCAGAGGGAAGGGAAAGCUGUUCUGUGGACUCACACAUCUUAAAAGCCUUCAUUGGCAUUGUGUCUUCGGUCUGUCUCAUCCGUCUCACCAUGGAUGGCCCGCUGAGCGGGGCCAGUAAAGGGGCCAGUGCCCUGCAGACUUCAUCACGUCACAGAUGCCCCUUGCUGUCUUUAUCCCUGUAUGAAUGACUGUUUUGGAAACAAUAAAGCCCCCAAAUUCCUCUUUGAUUGAACAAAAGGAACCAUGCAUCCGCUGCUGUCCCUCAGUGUCUUCGGACUGCUGCUGCCCCAGGCCUUGAUGCGUGUGGUGGACUCGCCCUUGAACUGUAUCCCACGCAGAUCUGUGCCCAGUAAUAGCAACAAUGCCCUUCUGUUUUGGGAGGAGGGCGUGUUCAACUACUCCGCCAUGCUGUUAAGAGAAGACCUGGACCUGUUAGUGGUGGGUGCCAGAGAGGCCAUGUUCGCUCUUGAUCUCAGAAACAUCUCCAAGAAAAUUACUUCAGUUGAAUGGAAAGCUUCUCCAAAACAAGUGAGGGACUGUAAAAGGAAAGGAAAGGAUGCAGAGACAGAGUGCAAGAACUAUAUCAGAAUACUCCAUGAGAUGGUGGAUGGGAAGAUGUAUGUGUGUGGAACUAAUGCUUUUGAUCCAGCAUGUAAGAAGAUGUCGUAUGCAGACGGGAACUUGGCAUUAAUGGAACCCGAAGACGACGGCAAAGGAAAAUGUCCAUUUGAUCCGUUCCAAAGACAUGCCUCCAUUAUGAUAAAGAAUGACCUCUACUCAGCCACUUCCAUGAACUUCCUUGGCUCUGAGCCGGUCCUGAUGCUCAGCCCAUAUGUCAACCCCCUGUCUGGUCCCAUACGCACGGAGAUAAAAACCUCCUGGCUUUAUGAUCCCAACUUUGUUUCCAUGGCAUCGAUGCCAGACAGUGAGAAGGACGACAACGACGACAAGGUGUACCUCUUCUUCAGCGAGACGGCUGUAGAAUUCAACUGCUACAGCAAACUGGGAGUGUCCCGUGUGGCCCGUGUGUGCAAGGGAGAUGAAGGAGGUCAGAGGACAUUGCAGAAGAAAUGGACAUCCUUCCUUAAAGCCAGUUUGGACUGUCCAGUCCCAGGCUCCCAGUUGCCUUACAUUAUCCAGGACUCGUACCGCUGGUGUGAUCCCUCCCUGCACUGGAAGGAGUGCGUUUUUUACGCCACCUUCACCUCGCAGUCACACACAUCCGAAAUAUCUGCGGUGUGUGCGUACCGCAUGUCUGACAUCAGUAAACAGUUUUCAGAGGGCAAGUACAAGACCCCGGCCUCCGUAGAAACCUCUUACAUAACGUGGGUGACGUUCAGCGGAGAGGUCCCUGAGCCUCGGCCUGGAGCUUGCAUAAACAGAGAGGCUACUAACUCGGAAAUAAAAACGACCCUGGACCUCCCGGAUAAGACCCUUCAGUUCAUCCGAGAAAAGCCACUCAUGGACCAGGCUAUUGAGCCAAUAGGGGGCAGACCAUUGCUAACGCAUAAGGGAGCUGCAUUCACACAGAUUAUAGUGAAGCAAGUGCAAGCUUUGGACGGUGAAAAGUACAACGUCAUGUUUAUAGGCACCGAUCAAGGCAAGUUGCUGAAGGCUUUGCACAAUGAAGAGAUGUUCAUCAUAGAAGAAGUCCAACUUUUCACCCCUCCUCAGAAAAUCAAGAUCCUCAAGUUUUCCAAUAAAAUGGGUCAGAUUUAUGUCGGCUCAGACAUCAGUGUAGUUCAAAUAUCACCAGCUAACUGUGAGAGGUCCUCUACCUGUUUCGACUGUGUUUUAUCCAGAGAUCCAUACUGUGGAUGGGACAAGGUUGAGGGGAAAUGUGUUUCUGUUUCCAGUUCACAGAGUGUGCUCAUCCAAGAUAUGAAAGGAAAUGCUAGUCACUGCCCUGAUGCUGGGCCUGUUGUUGAGCCUUUGACCCGGAACAUCAAGCCUGGAAGGAUACUUAAGCUCAGGUGUCCUUCACCUUCCAACCUGGCAAAACUCAUCUGGAAGCGGAAUGGCAUACCUCUCCCACAUUCACCUGAGGAUGGACUGCUCAUUCUGGACGACUCAGAUAAUAAUAAUAAUAACUCUGGUAAAUACAGCUGCUUGUCUGUGGAGAAAUCCAAAGCUGGCGAGUACGAGACCAUUGUAGUCAAUUACGAGGUCAUUAUAAGCCUCGAAAACGGGGGCGUUACUCAGGCUCAGAGCAGUGGUGAGUCUCACUCUGGACUGAUAGUUGCAAUUGUCGUCCUUGCUGUUUGUCUCGUUCUCCUUUUGACCUGGAGAGUUGUCAAGCGCCACAUUAACCUGCCUUGUGAUCGCACUAAAGAGAAAGGAGAAGAACCCCAGCAGACUCGUGACUUAGAGGCCAAGGAUGCCAGUGUGCCUUUGGCGGCUGAAACACCGAACAAACACACCAAUGCAGGGGAUGCGCCAUGUCAGAGGGGACCAACACGCAAGGAGUAACCCUUUCGUCUAUGCACCUUGACGAGUCAACUAUUUGGAAAUGGCUAAUGUUUUACUACAAAAAAAAGAAAGAAAAUGUAGUGUAUAUUUUUUUUUGUUGAAAAUUGUGUCAUCUUGAAUAACUGAGUGUAAAAGGACUAAUUUUUUUUAUUAUUAUGAUGAGAUCAAAGAUGACACGUUUCUUCAAGGUUUUCUUUUCAUUAGCUUCACUGUUUAAAAAAAGGAGGAAACGGGCCAGAAGUAUACACACCUAGUGUAACAUACAAUUCAAUCUACUAAACUCUUUUUUUUAUUUUAAAAAUAACAUUUAUCUUUUUGUUUAGUUUUUUUUGUUGGGCAAACAUCUUUGCUGGUGAAGGUCCAGGGAGCCAAAC